ACACCCUUGGAAAGCAACUCAACGAUGCGUGGGGAAGUCAACACAACACUCGUGACCCCCCCAGCAAGGAAUACAACGCUCCUGACCCCCCCAGAAAGUAAUGUCACAGUCGUGGACCCCCCAGAAAGCAACAAAACAAUCAUGACCCCCCCAGGAGGCAACACCACAUUUCUGCCCCCCCCUGAAAUUGAAACCACGGCACCAACGCCCUUGGAAAGCAACACAACAACCGCGCCGCCAACACAUGGGGAAGUAAACGCAACAUUUGUGACCCCCCCAGGGAGAAACACAACACUCCUGCCCCCCCCCGAAAGCAAUGUCACAGUUCUGGCACCCCUAGAAAGCAACACGACGUUCCUGGCCCCCCCAGAAAGCAAAACCACGGAGCCAACACCCUUGGAAAGCAACGCAACGAUGCAUUGGGAAGUCAACACAACGCUCGUGACCCCCCCCAAAAGCAACGUCACCCCUCCGACCGCCCCCACCAACAUGGCGGCCACCACAGGGACACCCCCGUCCCCUCCCAGCACCACCGGUGUCACCACUGUCACCAACAGCACUGUCUCGGACAUGAUCUGCCUCUUCCUGCCACAUGGGUCCAGCCCUCCGGCCAUCACCUGCCUCAACGGCGGCGUCGCCAACCGCACCGAGUGCCUCUGCCCGCCCGGCUUCUCCGGCCUCACCUGCGAGAGGCCAGACGCCGCCGCCCGCUGUGCCGCCGGCAGCACCGCCGUGGGUGACCGCUGCGUCUGCCCCCCGGGGCUGUCGGGACGCCGCUGCGACAUCCGCGACGAGGCCACCGCCUGCCAGCACGGGGGCACGGCCGUGGGCACUGAGUGCUAUUGCCCCCCGGGCUUCAAAGGGCCCCGGUGCGAGAGGCGAGGUGCCACCACCACGACCAUGACCAUGACCACGACCAUGACCAUGACCACCACCAGCACCGCAAUGCCCGCUCGCCCUACCACCAAGGCCACGCCGAGGAGCACCAGGAGAACCACCACCACCGCCAUCCCUACCACCGCAGACCCCUGCCUGAAUGGGGGGUACUGGACGGGGACCAUUUGCCUGUGUCCCCCCAACGUGGACGGAGCCUACUGCCAGUUUGGGGCCUCGACCAUCAACAUCACAGCGGAGCUGGGUCCCAGCGUGGCGCUGAUGGCGCGCGUCACCAACCGCCGCUUCUCCGGGGACAUGGGGGACACCUCGUCCGCCGCCUUCCGCAGCUUCGCGGAUGAGUUCAGCCGGACGAUGGAUCGGGUCUACCAGAAUGUCUCCGGCUACCGUGGCACCCGGGUGCUGGCUCUGACGGAAGGCAGCGUGGUGGUGAACUACAAAGUCCUGCUGCAGCCUCCAGCCGGGGGCCAAGCCAACGCCAGCCUCGGCCAGAGGACUAGGGAGCUGCUGGAGGCUUCGAACGCAGCCAUCCAGCCCCAAAACUGCAGCGAAGGAGGGGAAGGGCUCUGCUUUGGUGCGCUUGCCUCCCGGAGGGCCUUCGCCGCUGCACCGGAGCUCAACACCACCGAGCUCUGCCGGAAGUACACGCCGGCCAACUUCAGCCACUUCUACUACCCCUACUGGAUGAAGAACAGCCUCCUCUGCGUCACCAACUGCACCCUCAACGUCCCCGGCACCAUCGACUGUGGCCCUGGGCUGUGCCGGGUGACAUUGGAUGGGCCCCGCUGCUUGUGA
This is a messenger RNA of Cygnus olor (mute swan), 1689 nucleotides long. RefSeq names its product mucin-3B-like. Gene Ontology annotation, biological process: anatomical structure development. Gene Ontology annotation, molecular function: signaling receptor binding. The transcript is spliced from 8 exons. Gene Ontology annotation, cellular component: extracellular region; cell surface. NCBI's taxonomy places the organism in Eukaryota, Metazoa, Chordata, Aves, Anseriformes, Anatidae. The coding region runs from base 25 to 1689 and encodes 554 amino acids. The record is from RefSeq and is a predicted model, not a curated record.